AUGGCGAUCUUUUCAAUAAAAGCGGAGAGUGCUCCGGGGCCGGACGGUAUGACAGGUUUGUUCUUCCAAAAGUUUUGGGAUGUUAUUGGAGAUCAAGUGACUAAAGAGAUACAGGAAGUCUUCAUUUCUGGUGUCUUACCUAGUGAUUGGAACUUCACCCAUAUAUGUCUAUUGCCUAAAGUGCAGAAUCCAGAGAAUAUGACGGAUCUCCGACCGAUAAGCCUCUGUUCUGUCCUCUACAAAGCUGUAGCUAAGAUUCUCGUGACUCGUAUGCAGCCGCUACUGGGAUUAGUGGUCUCAAUAAAUCAAUCAGCCUUUGUUAGUGAAAGAUUAAUAUCGGAAAACAUCAUCAUAGCUCAUGAGGCGGUCUAUGCUUUGAAGGUCCAUCCAGUCGUUGCAAAUGAGUUCAUGGCCGUGAAAACGAACAUGUCGAAAGCCUAUGACAGGGUUGAGUGGAGCUACAUUAGAAGUCUCUUGCUGGCGUUAGGUUUCUGUGACAAAUGGGUGGAGUGGAUAAUGAUGUGUGUUACUUCGGUAACCUUCUCGGUGCUAAUAAACGACCAACCCUUUGGUCUGAUCACUCCCCAAAGAGGGAUCCGCCAGGGGGAUCUUCUCUCGCCCUUCCUGUUUGUCCUUUGCAUAGAAGGUAUUUCACAUCUGUUGAACUUAGCAGAGCAGUCAAGUCUCAUUCACGGGCUGAGCUUCUCUAUCAAUGGCCCGGCAAUUCAUCGUCUGUUGUUUGCGGACGACAGUUUAUUCAUGUGCAAAGCGGUGGUGGAACAGGCUACGGUGCUUAAUAAAAUUCUGAUAUUCUAUGGCAAAGCAACUGGCCAAACCAUUAACCUACAAAAAUCUUCCAUAUUCUUUGGUGAAGGGAUUAUGGAUGAAGAGAGGCUGAAGAUUCAACAGAUUUUGGGUAUAUGGAAUGAAGGGGGAGCCAGCAAAUACUUAGGAUUGCCGGAGUGUUUUUCGGGCUCCAAAGUAGAAUUGUUUUCCUUUCUAAAGGAAUGUACAGAAGGAAGAGUGGAGGGAUGGUACAUGAGGAAACUAUCUCAGUCAGGAAAAGAAGUUCUGCUCAAAUCUGUGAUCACUUUUCUACCGAGCUCAGACGUUCAUAUUCGGAAAAUCCACUGGGUAGCGUGGGAUAAAUUGUGUCUCCCUAAGUAUCUUGGUGGGAUUGGAUUUACAAACCUAGAAUGCUUUAAUCAAGCAUUGCUAGCGAAACAGGCGUGGAAGCUCCUUACAUCUCCUCUCAGUUUGUUAUCUCUCUUCCUCAAAUCAAGAUACUUCCCGCUAGUAGAUUUCUUCUCUGCCUCUUUAGGAGAGAGACCAUCUUAUGUGUGGAAAAGCUUAUUGUUUGGCAGGGAAUUGUUACUAAAAGGUCUAAUGUAUCGGGUGGGGAAUGGACGCAAGACGAGAGUGUGGGCUAAUAGAUGGUUAGAUGAUCCAGUUGAAGGGUUGAGGGCUCCUUGGGUGAAGAACAUCACAUUUGAUGUGAAUCUCAUGGUUUCUGAUCUUAUUGACUCAUCAUCACGGAAUUGGAACCUUGCAGUGCUAAAUGAUCUCUUUGUCCCUGGUGAUGUGAGUAUCAUAACUGCCAAGCUACCUACGGUUGAUCGUGAGGAUUUUUGGGUGUGGAGAUUCAAUCACAGUGGAAAUUUUACGGUUAAAUCAGCUUAUUGGUUGGCAACCUCAACAAAGGUCUCAGUUGGUAGGAGGGAAGCUGAGUCGUUACCCUUCCUAUGCCCGUUAAAGGAGCAAGUUUGGAAGGUGAUAACAGCUCCAAAGAUCAGAGUGUUUCUCUGGAAAUGUUUGAGUAAUGCUCUUCCAGUAGCGGAGUUGAUAUCGGAGAGGGGUAUGAAAGUGGAUAUGAGAUGUCAGCUUUGCGGUCUUGAAGGAGAAUCAAUCAAUCAUACCCUUUUCGAGUGCUGUGUAGCAAGACAAGUAUGGGCCUUAUCUGGAAUGCCUCACCCGCGUAAUGGUUUCUGUGAUUCCUCCAUCUUUGCAAAUGUUAAUUACCUUCUCAAGAUGUCCAAGAAUCUUGGGAUUCAAGAGAGGGCCAGAAGAUCAUGGCCAUGGCUCCUGUGGAACUUAUGGAAAAAUAGAAAUCAUUUGAUCUUUGAAGGAAUCUCCUUUUCGUGUACAGAGAUAGCUAGGAAAGCUGCUGCAGAUGCUAAUGAAUGGUUUAUGGCUCAUAGAAUUGAAGAAGAAUGGUUGCGGUUGGAAGAAACCCCGGCGGUGGUAGCUGUAGAGAAGUGGAGACCGCACCGUCAGAACUGGUUUAUGUGCAACAUAGCAGUGGAUUGGGCGAAGUACUCGUUGCUAACUGGUGGUGCUUGGGUCUUGCGUGAUGAAAAGGGAGUGGUGUUAUGUCACAGUCGUCGUACAUUUGGUCAGUUUUCUUCCAAAGAACAAGCUAAGGAGACCAUAGUGUUAUGGGCGGUUGAGAGUAUGAGAAGUCAGAAGGUGAGCAGGGUGAUCUUCACUGGGGAGUUUAAAGAAAUUUUUGGAGCUGUAAAUAUGCCCUCAGCGUGGCCAUCCUUUUGCCAGCAAGGUGACAAUGUCCGUAGAGCGGUGGUAGGUAUUGCUGAAUGGGAAGCCUUAGUGAUCGACAAGAAUUUUAAUAGAGGUGCUUCAUUCAUUGCUCAAAGUGUCAUGAAUUGUGGCUUCACUCAAUCUUAUGUUUCAUCAGGUCAUCCAAGGUGGUUACAUGAUCUCUUUGUCGAUGAAAGGAGUGCCCUCUAA
Brassica oleracea var. oleracea is the source of this 2745-nucleotide messenger RNA. RefSeq lists its product as uncharacterized. The transcript is spliced from 2 exons. Lineage: Eukaryota; Viridiplantae; Streptophyta; Magnoliopsida; Brassicales; Brassicaceae. Gene Ontology annotation, molecular function: RNA-DNA hybrid ribonuclease activity; nucleic acid binding. The record is from RefSeq and is a predicted model, not a curated record. The coding region runs from base 1 to 2745 and encodes 914 amino acids.